AUGGAACUAUCUGUUAUGCCAUGUCCAUAUAUACCACUUUGUUAUCCACCUUUAUCACUUCGUUAUUUGCCAUCGACUACUUUUUCAUCUCCGAUUCUUACUCAUUUAUAUAUCAGUGUCGAAACUUUAGAUGAUUGUUUUUAUUUACUUGAUGGUCGACUUAGAAAACUGACAACAUUGUGUGUCAAUGUUCAUUAUAUGGACAGAUUUUCAGAAGCUGUUCAUAAUAUGGACCAAUUAUUAAAUCUAAAAUGUUUCUCAUUAAAAUCGUUCUGUUUAUUUCAUCAAUAUGAUAAAAUUGUAUUACUUCUUCGUCGUAUGUCAAAUCUGGAAAAAUUAACUCUAAAUAUUUCUGUAGAAGGUCGAAAUAAAGUUAUUGGUGGUGCUUUUGUUCAACAUCAUAUUUUGGAUUAUAUGCCACAACUUCGUUCAUUCACUUUCUAUAUUUGUACUUAUGUCGAUCCGAUUGCUUUACCUCACAAGUUAUCUAGUGAAGAUAUUCAACUAACAUUAACAAAUAUUGGACUACAACAUGUCAGUAGUACAGUCAGUUAUGUUCAUAGAAGUACCGACUUUGUUUAUGGUGUCAGAGCUGCAUGCUCAAUUUUCUCACUUCCUUUUGAAUUUAAUUAUCUUCAAGAUCUUGGUAAUAACUUUCCAAAUAUUGUAUUUAGUUUUGUUACCAAUUUACUUAUACAAGAUACUAUUCCAUUCGAACAUGAAUUUUUCAUGCGAAUUGCUCGAUCGUUUCCGUUACUCAAGCAUUUAUGUAUUCGGAAUAGAGAAUCACAAAAAUUGGAUGGUCUUGUGACAUUUUCAUCUGACAAUUGUCAAUUACACUCAAUUAUUGAAUACCCCCAUCUCACUAUACUUGAUGUCAGAUCUUCACA
Molecule: messenger RNA, 890 nt
Organism: Adineta steineri
Lineage: Eukaryota; Metazoa; Rotifera; Eurotatoria; Adinetida; Adinetidae
Source: the annotation of a GenBank genome assembly